UUUUUGCCGUGCUGCAAGAACAUGAACUUUGCAAAAUGGGAUCUGUAUUAAGUAGAAACAUUGGCUUAAGAUUGUGGAUGUAAAUUUGUGGUAAAAUCCAGCCUGCUACUUCCAAUUGUGUACAUUUUGCAAUAACGUUCUAUUAAAACCUCAAAAGCAUGAUUGCCACAAGAUUUUGGGAUGUUUUCCUAAAACGUUGAAAUUUGUGUAGUCCAACUAAGGCAGCGUGAUCCAACUGGUGGCCCAUGGGCCCCAUCCAGCCCAGCGGGUGAUUUUAUCCGGUCUGAGACCAUUUCCAAUAUUCCAGCUUCUGCUCCUCUACCUGGUGAACGUCCUCCCAUGGCAGCGGCAGGAGCCGGCGAUUGGGAGGACGCAGCAUGGAGAAUGAAAAUAAUACCGUCUGUUACUGCAGUGUGUCAGGAAGACAAAUCUCAGGCCUGACCCUACCUCUUCCUCCCAAAAAGCUCAUUGGAAAUAUGGAUCGAGAGUUCAUAGCAGAAAGGCAACGAGGGCUUCAGAAUUAUCUGAAUUUCAUUACAACACAUCACAUACUGUCCACCUGUGAGCUGGUUAAAAAAUUCCUCGAUCCCAUCAAUUACUCAGCUAACUAUACUGAAGUUGCUUUACAGCAGGUAUCCAUGUUCUUCCGUUCUGAACCCAACUGGGAGGUGGUGGAACCAUUAAAAGAAAUAGGUUGGAGAAUAAGGAAAAGGCACCUUUUAAUAAAAAGUAAGGACCAGCCCAAGGAACGCCAAGUAUUAAGUUGGGCUGACCUUGGUCCUGAUAAGUUUCUGUCUGACAAAGAUCUUCAGUCAACAAUGAAGCUUCUAACUUCUUGGUCUCACCCCUGUGUCUACCCGGUCACAUUUGCCACCGCUAGUGAAUCUUCAGCACUGGUAAUCCGAAUGUACAAUGAGAAAGGGACACUAAGGGAUUAUAUCUGCAAGGCUAAACCAAAAGAUCCUUUCCUGAAGAAGUACUGCAAUCCUAAGAAAAUUCAAGGUCUUGAUCUUCAACAAAUCAAAACUUUCGGGAGACAGAUAUUGGAGAUUUUGAAAUUUCUUCAUGAAAAAGGAUUUCCAUACGGACAUCUUCACUGUUCAAAUGUAAUGCUUGAUGGAGACGUGUGUAAAUUGCUGGAUUUAGAAAAUUCUUUGCUAGGACUGCCCAGCUAUUAUAGGCCGUAUUACACACAGUGUAGGAAAAUCAAUACAAUGGAAGCUAUUGAUGUUUUCUGUUUUGGCCACUUACUGUAUGAAAUGACUUAUGGGAGGCCAUCAGAUACAGUACCAGUGGACAGUUACCCACCUGCUCCCUCAUCGAAUAUAGUGGUUGUCUUGCAAUCCAUUCUCUCGACGGAAGCCUGUAAAUCCAGCAUGCCAACACUCACCCAACUACUUGACACACAGUUAUUCAGUGACGUGUUGUUUAAUUCUGAAAAGCCACAGUUUAAGAUUCCCAGUAAACUGAAGGAAGCCUUGAAAACAGCAAAAGAAUGCAUGGAGAAAAGGUUAAAUGAAGAACAGAAAGCAAUUCAUCAGCGUAAGAGACUGACACGGGCACAGUCUCAUCACGGUUCAGAGGAAGAGAAAAAGAAAAGGAAGACGUUGGCACGAAAGAAAUCAAAGCAGACUGUAACCGAGAAUGAAGCGGAUAAUUCAGCCAAAAGUAGUAACUCAAACAAUGCAAAUUCUGGCUCUGGCGCUAGUUCUCCUCUAACAUCACCAUCUUCGCCUACUCCUUCAUCUACUGGAGUUUUACCAGUCCCUCCACCACCAGCUGCACCUCCACCUCCAAAGUCUGAGGACUACUCUCUACCCCAACACAUUUCUACUGCAAACGGUGCAGAACGAGGAGCCUUACUCAGUUCAAUUCAAAGCUUUAAAAAGGGGAAGUUGAAGCCCACCGAAACAAAUGACCACAGCAUUCCAACAAUCAAAUGAUAUCAAAGUUGUCUUUGUUGCUGGACUGUUUCCAGUAUCAAACCUGAAACACUGAUAAGUAAAGUGUUUUGUGUACUACUUGCAUAUCAUUGUUUAGUCAAGUCUUUCUGGAGCUCUUGUACAGGACAAUCAUUUGUUUUAAAAGCAUUUGCUUUUCAAGAAUGUUUCAUACGUUGCAGCCAAUAUGCAUAGAUUUACGUAACUACUUCAGUGCCCCCUUUGUGGACUAGGCUAUAUUUCUGAAGCAGAUACUCAUUAAGCUCGUCAAUCACCAACUACCUGUGGAGCCAAUUUUCUGCAAUAAUUUUACAUGUUGAAGUUAGUAGAAAUACAGCAAGUGUGUUUUGCAAUAAUGUAUCUAAAUCAUUGCCCAAUAAUCUUAAUUCUGAAGAAAGUGCACUUUAAAGAUAUAAUUAACUUGUAUCAUAAACAAGAAACAGCUGUUUCUAUGCAGAAAGAUUUUCACAAUGGUAAUACAUGUACAGAUUUUCUUGUAAACUAUGGCCAGAUAUUGUUUUAAUAUUUUUAUUAAAAUAAUUGUCUUCUGUU
Molecule: messenger RNA, 2492 nt
Organism: Callorhinchus milii (elephant shark)
Lineage: Eukaryota; Metazoa; Chordata; Chondrichthyes; Chimaeriformes; Callorhinchidae
Gene: pxk
Product: PX domain containing serine/threonine kinase
Exons: 16
Coding region: 378-1943 (521 amino acids)
Biological process (GO): early endosome to late endosome transport; protein phosphorylation; endosome to lysosome transport
Cellular component (GO): early endosome; extrinsic component of endosome membrane; late endosome
Molecular function (GO): ATP binding; actin binding; protein kinase activity
Source: RefSeq, a predicted model, not a curated record